AUGGAUCAACUGAUAUCAAGAUUACGAACCGAAAAUCGUUUACUCAGACAACGAAUUGAUUAUUUGGAACAAGAAAGUUCAGCAUUAGCUGAUCGUUUGAUAAAAGGUCAGGUAAAUUUAGCGCAAGAAGCGGAAAAUUGCAUGAGUAUAUCACAUGAAUUAUUGAAACUACGCGAUAUCAAUUCAGACGCUCAUCGACGAUUGGAAGAAGCAUAUGAUACUAUUCGUGAUUUAAGUUGCAAA
Molecule: messenger RNA, 243 nt
Organism: Cercopithifilaria johnstoni
Lineage: Eukaryota; Metazoa; Nematoda; Chromadorea; Rhabditida; Onchocercidae
Source: the annotation of a GenBank genome assembly